Molecule: messenger RNA, 1738 nt
Organism: Ceraceosorus guamensis
Lineage: Eukaryota; Fungi; Basidiomycota; Exobasidiomycetes; Ceraceosorales; Ceraceosoraceae
Product: SET domain-containing protein
Exons: 3
Coding region: 144-1703 (519 amino acids)
Molecular function (GO): protein binding
Source: RefSeq, a predicted model, not a curated record
CACUUCGAGGCCAUGGGUACAGUACAUCGUUUACAGAACCCUCAUCCAGUAUUGAGGGUGCUCCGGCGUACGAUUCGGCGCACGGAGCCGCGCGAUGAGCGGUCAGUCGACGUGUCAAGUGUGUCUCGCUCUCAAAGCUCACAAUGCGUCGGAGUCCGCCUCAUCCAGACAUUUCCUCAGGCCGCGAACGACUGCCCAUCCCUUACUACCCAGAAGAAGAGGAGAAUUUUACCUCGCCCCAUCCGCCCCAAAAAGCCGUCGAAAGGUGUCUGCUUGGAUCGCUCCAGUCAUACAUCCCAGAGAGCAUUGUGCACGAAACUUGGCGCAAAGAGGCUCUCGCUCGUCUUCUCGACGGAGAUCGAGGUGCUGCCUUCGCUCGAACAGGAUCGUCAGAGGCCAACGAGAUCGAACAAUGGCUGCCAAGAGAUGACUGGUCCGUAUCCGACCCAUAUGAGGGUUCUGGAUGCUCCUGCAUUGCUAAGCCUGGAGCUCCGUGCUGCACCGCCGACACCGACUGCGAAUGUGUCGAGUCCUUUGGAAACUUCUACAGUACCGCUGACGCCCAGCUCAAUGGUCUGGCGAGAAUCCUGCAUCUCGACGCAUUGCCUGCGCGACACGCCUUGAGAGAGUGCACACCUCUUUGUGCUUGCCAGCAGGCUUCGUCUUUCAUCAGAUCGAACAGCAUCAGCACACAGCGCGCUGCUGGUCCGGAAGACGAAGCAAGAUCCUUCCGUCAUCCUGAAUUUGUAGACCGAGCCAAAAGGCGGAAGCUGGAGUCUUUAGAAGUGGGGACAGAAUCAAACAGCUACGAAGAUCCACAAAAGAGCGAGCGAGCGAGCAUCCAAUGUGCAAAUCGAGUGGUCGGCUCUGGUCUUGCUUGCCGGCUCUACAUCCGCAGCACUGCUCCGAGACUUGGAAUAUCGCCGCAUCGGUGCUCAAAGUCGGAGGGAAAUGCCGCCAUUUCAGCUGAUCUGAAAUCGGCUAGUCGGGGCCUUGGUCUAUUCACACACGACUUUAUCCCGCGUGGCGCAUUUGUCAUCGAGUAUGCCGGCGAGGUGAUCAGCACGCAGGAAGCUCGGAAGAGAUGGGUCGAGUACCAAAAGCCUUCCAUGUGCUCUCCGGGAAAAGGUUCCGAUCCUGCCAGCUCCAUCGCCAUCUCACAAUCCGACUUUGGACCUAGACCCAGUGUGAGCAACAAAGGAAGCAACUACAUCCUCGUUCUGCAAGAGUGGAUGAAUGUAGGCGCGCAUACAGGCCAUGCUGGCUUCCCAUCAUCACCGGAUCCUCUAAGUGGAACGCAGGCGACCUCGGCUCUGGCACCGAGAGCAUAUCGCACGAACAUCGAUCCAACGAUUACGGGCAAUGCAGGUCGAUUUGCAAAUCAUUCUUGUGAGCCUAAUCUCAUCUCGAUUCCGGUACGCUGUGAUGAGCCCAUCAAGCUUUACGAUGACACAUCUGCCUCGAGCACUUGCGAGACGUAUGCUGUGGCGGCUGCGCCAAGAGCGGCCCUCUUCGCGGCUAGGGACAUACAACCGGACGAUGAACUGACAUUUGAUUACUCAGGUGGAGAGCUAGCCCAGCUUGAUGACUCGCGAAAGCACGGCGAGGGUGUAAAGCGAGAUGUAGGCAGGAGUGGUGCCACGCCAUGUCUCUGCGGUGCCCCAUCGUGUAGAGGCUGGAUGUACUUUGACCCUGCUCUGUAGCCCAAUGUAUGCGCCCUUGCCGAUGCGGUUGGGGG